Molecule: messenger RNA, 804 nt
Organism: Phaedon cochleariae (mustard beetle)
Lineage: Eukaryota; Metazoa; Arthropoda; Insecta; Coleoptera; Chrysomelidae
Source: the annotation of a GenBank genome assembly
AUGUCUGUUGACAAUAAAGAACCUCUCAUUAAGGUAGCAAUGACUACCUUGGGCUCAAAGAUUAUUAACAAGUGUCACAAACAGAUGGCGGAAAUCGCAGUUGAUGCUGUUCUGACUGUUGCCGAUUUGGAAACUAAGGAUGUCAAUUUCGAGUUGAUCAAAGUUGAAGGAAGGGUUGGUGGAAAACUAGAAGACAGCUGUCUAGUUAGAGGAGUAGUAAUAGAUAAAACAAUGUCCCAUCCACAAAUGCCCAAAGUACUGAAAGAUGUUAAGUUGGCAAUCCUCACCUGCCCGUUUGAACCACCAAAACCCAAAACGAAGCACAAGUUAGACGUUGACAGUGUAGAAGCAUACAAGGAAUUGAGGGAAUAUGAAGCAGAAAAAUUCAAGGAAAUUGUUGGAUUAGUGAAAAAUGCUGGGGCUACUUUAGCUAUUUGUCAGUGGGGCUUUGAUGAUGAGGCAAAUCAUUUAUUACUACAACAAGAAUUGCCGGCAGUUAGAUGGGUGAUAAAUAUAUCCAUACGACUUUGCCCGGACGAGCCUUCAUCCUUAGCGACGGGCGGGCGCAUCGUGCCGCGCUUCGAAGAGCUCAGCCCCGAGAAGCUCGGCAGCGCCGGCUUGGUGAGAGAGAUCUCGUUCGGCACCACCAAGGACAAGAUGCUGGUCAUCGAGGAGUGCUCGAACUCGCGUGCCGUCACCAUCCUCGUUCGGGGUGGCAACCAGAUGCUGGUGGCCGAGGCGAAGAGGAGUCUGCACGAUGCGUUGUGCGUUAUCAGGAGUUUGGUGCAGGUUGGUGAUUGUUGA